GAAAUCCGUAGCAGAGGAAGAAAGGAGUGAGGUUUGCUUUGUUAUUUGUUACUGAUUACUACUUUCUGAUAGUGAAGGAUCGCAAAGAUCAUGCCGAAUCCUAAACUUGGACGAUUGCCCAGCGCCCGAGAGAAGGUCGAAGACACCCUCUCUGCUCACCGUAACCAACUCGUUUCUCUCAUUUCCAGGUAUGUUGCCAAGGGGAAAGGGAUUCUGCAACCGCAUCACCUCCUUGACGCGUUAGCCGACGUUGUCGAAGAAGAUAAAGGAAAGCAAAAGCUUGAUGAUUGCCCCUUAAGUGAAGUCUUAGAAUUCGCUCAGGAAGCUAUAGUUCUUCCGCCGUUCGUCGCUAUAGCGGUUCGUCCAGGGCCCGGCGUUUGGGAUUUUGUUCGUGUUAACGUUGACGACCUCAGUGUUGAACAAUUGAGUGUCUCUGACUAUCUUCGCUUCAAGGAGGAACUCGUUGAUGGAGAACGCGAUGAUCCUUUCGUGCUCGAACUCGAUUUUGAACCUUUCAACGCGUCGUUUCCUCGCCCAAGCCGGCCAUCGUACAUCGGCAACGGUGUUCAAUUCCUCAACCGUCACCUCUCUUCAAUUAUGUUCCGUAACAAAGACUGUUUGGAGCCUUUGGUUGAUUUUCUCCGAGCCCACAAAUACAAGGGGCAAGCAAUGAUGCUGAAUAAUCGCAUUACCAGUGUAUCCAGACUCCAGUCUGCCUUGGCAAAAGCAGAGGAUUAUCUUUCAAAACUCCCGCCAGAGGCACCUUAUUGUGAUUUUGAGCAUAGAUUCCAGGAAAUGGGUUUUGAAAGAGGUUGGGGUGAUAAUGCAGAACGUGUUUCUGAGACAAUACAUCUACUUUCUGACAUCCUUCAAGCACCUGAUCCAUCUGUUUUGGAGACCUUCCUUGGGAGGAUUCCAAUGGUGUUCAAUGUUGUCGUUCUAUCCCCACAUGGAUACUUUGGCCAAGCAAAAGUCUUGGGUUUGCCUGACACUGGUGGGCAGGUUGUUUAUAUACUGGACCAAGUGCGUGCCUUGGAGAAUGAAAUGAUUUUGAGAAUGAAGAAGCAAGGCUUGGAUAUUACUCCUAGGAUUCUUGUGGUGACACGACUAAUACCUGAUGCAAAAGGGACGACAUGCAACCAACGUCUUGAGAAAAUUGGUGGAACAGAAAAUACAUACAUUUUGCGGGUGCCAUUUAGAAGUGAGAAAGGGAUUCUUCGUAAAUGGAUAUCGAGAUUUGAUGUAUGGCCAUACCUGGAAAGGUUUGCGGAGGAUGUAUCAAGUGAAAUUGCUGCUGAGUUACAGGCUAUUCCAGAUCUGAUAAUUGGCAAUUAUAGUGAUGGGAAUCUCGUUGCAUCAUUACUGGCUUAUAAGCUUGGAGUCACACAGUGUACAAUUGCACAUGCACUGGAGAAAACAAAAUAUCCAGAUUCAGACAUAUAUUGGAAAAAAUACGAGGACAAGUACCAUUUCUCGUGCCAAUUUACUGCUGAUAUUCUUGCUAUGAACCAUGCAGACUUUAUAAUCACCAGUACAUACCAAGAGAUUGCAGGAAGCAAGAAUACCGUUGGGCAGUAUGAGAGCCACUCAGCUUUCACUCUUCCAGGGCUCUACCGAGUUGUUCAUGGUAUUGAUGUUUUCGAUCCAAAGUUCAAUAUAGUCUCCCCUGGGGCAGAUAUGACCAUAUACUUCCCAUACUCAGAGAAGGAAAAGAGACUUUAUGCCUUGCAUGGUUCAAUCGAAAAGCUUUUAUAUGAUCCUGAGCAAAAUGAUGAGCACAUUGGAAUGUUGAGUGAUCGAUCGAAGCCCAUCAUCUUUUCCAUGGCUAGACUUGACAGAGUGAAAAAUAUGACAGGCCUGGUUGAGCUUUACGGUAAGAAUGCCAAAUUAAGGGAACUUGUAAACCUGGUUGUGAUUGGUGGUUAUAUUGAUGUGAAGAAGUCCAAUGACCGUGAAGAAAUUGAAGAGAUUGGGAAGAUGCAUUUCCUCAUAAAGAAAUACAAGUUGGAUAACCAGUUCCGUUGGAUAUCAAUCCAAAUGAAUCGAGCACGCAAUGGUGAGUUUUAUCGCUACAUUGCUGACACAAGAGGUGCCUUUAUUCAGCCUGCUUUCUAUGAAGCUUUUGGGCUUACUGUUGUCGAGGCCAUGACUUCAGGCCUUCCAGCAUUUGCAACUCGUCAUGGAGGUCCUGCUGAGAUAAUUGAGCACGGUAUCUCAGGCUUCCAUAGUGAUCCAUAUCGCCCUGAUCAAGCAGCUGAACUUAUGGCUGAAUUCUUUGAACAGUGCAAGAAGGAUCCCAGCACAUGGGACAAGAUCUCUGAGGGAGGACUGAAGCGAAUUUAUGAAAGGUACACAUGGAAGAAAUAUUCGGACAGGCUAAUGACAUUAGCUGGAGUAUAUGGAUUCUGGAAGUAUGUGUCAAAGCUUGAAAGGCGAGAGACCCGGCGCUAUCUGGAGAUGUUCUAUAUUUUAAAGUUCCGGGACCUGGCAAAUUCCGUUCCACUGGCGGUUGAUAUCUAGACUAGGUGCUGUUUUGAAUGGUUAUAACGGAAUUUGAAUAAAGUCCCUGGUAAAUAAAGUCCUCUGUUG
This is a messenger RNA of Telopea speciosissima, 2589 nucleotides long. RefSeq names its product sucrose synthase 2-like. Gene Ontology annotation, biological process: sucrose metabolic process. The record is from RefSeq and is a predicted model, not a curated record. Gene Ontology annotation, molecular function: sucrose synthase activity. The transcript is spliced from 15 exons. Bases 91 to 2520 code for a protein of 809 amino acids. Lineage: Eukaryota; Viridiplantae; Streptophyta; Magnoliopsida; Proteales; Proteaceae.